Messenger RNA from Cylicostephanus goldi, 360 nucleotides. The record is from the annotation of a GenBank genome assembly. Lineage: Eukaryota; Metazoa; Nematoda; Chromadorea; Rhabditida; Strongylidae.
AUGUACAAGCGCUAUGGUUGCGACGCGUCCGGCGUUACUGGGGGAGUCACUGGUGUUGCUUUUGGCUCAACAACAGCUGGAACAACCGCAAGUACAAUGGGUGCGACUACUGGUGGCAGUACAUUUGGUGGUGGAGUGACGUCUGGCGUUACAUCUGGGCUGUCGGGUGAUACCACCGGCGGCACAACGGGCGGCACAACUGGAACCACUGGAACCACUGGUACCACUGGAACCACUGGAACCACUGGCGUUAGUGGUUAUACGAGCGGUGAGAGCACGGGUGGCACAAGCGCCGUUUCUGGAGACACCAGUGGCACGACCGGAGGUACAUCCGGUACUACGGAAAACAUUGCAAUGUAG